AUGCCAAACUAUUUUGAGUCGUCCACUGUCGACUUUGCGGCUAACUGCGAAGUCGAGUUCCCACAAUUUGUUAAAUUCCCAGCGACUCAGCCGCCAGACCCAUUACAAAAUUUCAUCAAUCAUUUCAAACUUGAGAAACAUGCUGAAAACGGAUAUUUCAAGGAGACCGACCGUUCACCAUUCAUUCUAGAGCUUUCAAACCAGGAAACAGAUGAAACAAAUGAAACAAUGAACAAUUGUAAUGUCAUGCCCACGGCAACUCAAAAGCCUGUAUACAAGGGCAACAGGAAUUUUUCAACAUUAAUAUACUAUAUGCUCACACCUGAUGCCCCCGUGUCCAAACUAAUCAUGAACAGUAGUCGUAACAUUCACAUUUUGCAGCGUGGAAAAGGCCAGUUUGUUCUUAUUUACCCGGAUGGUUCUAUCAAAUCUUUCAAAGUUGGAUUUGAUUAUUCAAAGGGUGAAGUUUCUCAGUGGGUUGUGCCCGGCGGUGUUUGGAAAGCCAGCUUUAUGAUUCCGAACGAGGAGUUCGACAAUGGGUUUUUGAUAAGCGAGGUCGUCGUACCUGGGUUUGAGUACUCGGAUUACAAGCACUUUCCUGGCUUCAAAGAGUUAGUUGAGUUUGUUGGUCAAGAAAAAGCCGAGCUACUCAAGCCGCUUCUAUAA
Molecule: messenger RNA, 666 nt
Organism: Lachancea thermotolerans CBS 6340
Lineage: Eukaryota; Fungi; Ascomycota; Saccharomycetes; Saccharomycetales; Saccharomycetaceae
Gene: CFF1
Product: Cff1p
Exons: 1
Coding region: 1-666 (221 amino acids)
Cellular component (GO): intracellular anatomical structure
Source: RefSeq, a predicted model, not a curated record